Molecule: messenger RNA, 865 nt
Organism: Pyrenophora tritici-repentis Pt-1C-BFP
Lineage: Eukaryota; Fungi; Ascomycota; Dothideomycetes; Pleosporales; Pleosporaceae
Product: FabG, Dehydrogenase with different specificities (related to short-chain alcohol dehydrogenase)
Molecular function (GO): oxidoreductase activity
Source: RefSeq, a predicted model, not a curated record
AUGUCGGUCAAGGGAAAAGUCUUCACUAUAACGGGGGCAGCGUCGGGAAUGGGCCUCGAAACGGCGAGGCUAUUUGCGAGCAAAGGCGCAACACUAUCUCUUGCUGACAUCCAAGAGAAGCCUCUCAAGGAGCUUGAAGCUGAACUACAAAAGUCUGGUGCCAAGGUCAUGUCCAGAGUCGUCAAUGUCAGUAAGCGUGCGGACGUUGACAGCUGGAUUGCGGACACAGUCGAGAAGUUUGGCAAGAUAGACGGUGCAGCAAACCUAGCUGGUGUCAUUGGCAAGCAGAGCAGCGUCGCUACCAUCGAGGAAGUCGACGAUGACGACUGGGACUUUAUCAUGGGAGUAAACGUUGUAGGUUUGCGGAACUGUCUCCGCGCAGAGGUUCCGCAUAUGAAUGAGGGAAGCGCCAUCCUCAAUGCUGCAAGUAUCCUGGGUCUUGUUGGUGCACCCAAACAGCUUGCGUAUUGCGCAUCGAAGCAUGCUGUCGUUGGCAUGACUAGAUCCGCAGCAAAAGAGCUAGGCCCGAAGAACAUCCGAGUCAACUGCAUUUGCCCGGGUCCAGUUGAUACAGCAAUGCUGAGAAAGUCCUAUGAGCUUCAAGGGACGGUGGUGGAUUACUCAUGGCUCCCACUUGGACGGGCGGCGCAUCAAAAAGAAGUACCACCGCUGAUUGAAUUCUUGCUUACAGACGCAUCAUCUUUCAUCACUGGAAAUGCGAUGCCAAUUGAUGGUGGAUGGUACUGCUAGACGUGGAUGUCAGAGGGCACUUGUGUGGUGGCCUCGGGCAGGGUGGCGUGUACAUUCUAGGCUUCAUUGAGGCGUUGAACACCGUAGAUAACAAGCUACAUUUGAACAGUGCAAA